Messenger RNA from Erinaceus europaeus (western European hedgehog), 1915 nucleotides. It is a transcript of the gene SIX3, whose product is annotated as SIX homeobox 3. Gene Ontology annotation, cellular component: nucleus; transcription regulator complex. Gene Ontology annotation, biological process: brain development; regulation of transcription by RNA polymerase II; eye development. The transcript has 2 exons. Gene Ontology annotation, molecular function: RNA polymerase II cis-regulatory region sequence-specific DNA binding; DNA-binding transcription factor activity, RNA polymerase II-specific. The coding region runs from base 1 to 933 and encodes 310 amino acids. The record is from RefSeq and is a predicted model, not a curated record. NCBI's taxonomy places the organism in Eukaryota, Metazoa, Chordata, Mammalia, Eulipotyphla, Erinaceidae.
AUGGUCUUCCGCUCGCCGCUGGACCUGUGCGCCCCGCACCUGCUGCUGCCCGGCCUGGCCGAGGGGCAGCCCCGUUCGCUGCUCGGGGCGCGGGCCGGCGGCGGCAGCCGGGCGGGCGGCGGCGGCGGAGGCGGCGGCGGCUCCCGGGCCCCCGCGGAAGACACGUCCAUGUUCCAGCUGCCCACCCUCAACUUCUCGCCGGAGCAGGUGGCCAGCGUCUGCGAGACGCUGGAGGAGACGGGCGACAUCGAGCGGCUGGGCCGCUUCCUCUGGUCGCUGCCCGUGGCGCCCGGGGCGUGCGAGGCCAUCAACAAGCACGAGUCCAUCCUGCGCGCGCGCGCCGUGGUGGCCUUCCACACCGGCAACUUCCGCGACCUCUACCACAUCUUGGAGAACCACAAGUUCACCAAGGAGUCGCACGGCAAACUGCAGGCCAUGUGGCUCGAGGCGCACUACCAGGAGGCCGAGAAGUUGCGCGGCCGCCCGCUCGGCCCGGUGGACAAGUACCGCGUGCGCAAGAAGUUCCCGCUGCCCCGUACCAUCUGGGACGGCGAGCAGAAGACGCACUGCUUCAAGGAGCGGACGCGCAGCCUGCUCCGGGAGUGGUACCUGCAGGACCCCUACCCCAACCCCAGCAAGAAACGCGAACUGGCGCAGGCCACCGGCCUCACCCCCACGCAGGUCGGCAACUGGUUCAAGAACCGGCGGCAGCGCGACCGCGCCGCGGCGGCCAAGAACAGGCUGCAGCACCAGGCCAUCGGGCCGGGCAGCAUUCGCUCGCUGGCCGAGCCCGGCUGCCCCACGCACACCUCGGCAGAGUCUCCGUCCACGGCUGCCAGCCCCACUACCAGCGUGUCCAGCCUGGCGGAGCGCGCCGACACCGGCACCUCCAUCCUCUCGGUCACCUCCAGCGACUCGGAAUGUGAUGUAUGAUGGCCUCCUGCCCUGUGACCCUGGUCUUUUUCCCCCCCGUGGCCGCAGGCUGACCCCCGCACACGCACACACCCUCCUGCAGACACGCGAUGGCCAGAAGGACUGUCCUGCGCGGCCUCACACCUGCCGUGCGCUUUCCUGGACCUGCGGCUUCUCCUUCCGGUUCCCAGGGGCCGGCACCCCACCUGCAUGAGAUUUAUUUCUGUCUGGGAAAAUAUUCUCUCUAGUUUAAAACGAUUCACAAAGAGUCGACUUUCCAAAAACCACCACGUGAUGACAAAAAGCAAAACUGACACAAAGAGAGAAAAUGAAUCUGCCACCUCCGUUCUGAAUUUGUUAUCCGAAAAAAGAAAAAAAAAGAAAGAGAAGAACUUGAGAGGGAAACAGCCAGGGUCUGGCCCUUUCUGUUGCUCUCUCCUCUGCUCUCUCGCUCCUUCUUUCUCUCUGUUUUUAAGUCCAGAGUACUGGUCAGAUACGACGCAAGUUUCUGUUUUUUGUUCAGCAGACAAUCAUUUUCUUCGUAAGCACCUUCUCCUCUCCUCUCUGUCACUGCCUGUGUGGGUACUGGUUAUAAAUGUGGAAAAGAAUAGUUAUGACUGUAACAGAUUUUUAUUUUUAUUUCAAAAUUUUAUAUGAAUUAUGUAUAUCUUAAUGAUCGGUCAUUUUCCCAGUUUGUAAUAUAUGUGUAGAAAUUGCCUGUAUAUGAUAUUGCUUUUUCUCCCCCUUCCUUUUCUCCCUCUCCCUUGCUCCUCGCUCACUGGUCUCUGUCAUUUUUGGGGUCCUUCUCCCACCGGGAUUCCCUGUCUUGGUUUUGCAGCCAGGCAUGUGGUGGGGGCCCGGCUGGGCUGGUGGGACCCCUGGCUGUGACCGCGGGAGGCUGUCGUAUUCUUAUGCAAACGCUAUUUCAAGUAUUUCUUAGCCGCUUUGGGGAAAUCGCACUCUGGGUCGCGAGCUUCUACUGUUAUCUUAACUGCGUGUUUAU